Molecule: messenger RNA, 925 nt
Organism: Hypomesus transpacificus
Lineage: Eukaryota; Metazoa; Chordata; Actinopteri; Osmeriformes; Osmeridae
Gene: polr2h
Product: RNA polymerase II, I and III subunit H
Exons: 6
Coding region: 195-647 (150 amino acids)
Biological process (GO): DNA-templated transcription
Cellular component (GO): RNA polymerase III complex; RNA polymerase II, core complex; RNA polymerase I complex
Molecular function (GO): DNA-directed RNA polymerase activity
Source: RefSeq, a predicted model, not a curated record
UAGUUAGUUCAAACGUCAAAGGUUGAACACAUUGUUGCUGUGCGCGGCACACUUGAUUUAAACAGUUAUGAAUGAAAAUUGACUUUUCUAAGCCAUUCCACAUACCCCAAUCACAUUUUCAAGUUACUACUUGUAGGAAAGUGUUAUAUAUUUGAAAUACCAUUUGUCUGAUUUGAGGACUGAUUCAGUGGGCCAUGGCUGGAAUUCUUUUUGAAGACAUCUUUGACGUGAAGGACAUUGACCCUGAUGGCAAGAAAUUUGACAGAGUCUCUCGUCUCCACUGUGAAAGUGAGUCCUUCAAGAUGGAUCUCAUUCUGGAUGUGAACAUUCAGAUCUACCCCGUUGAUCUUGGGGACAAAUUCAGAUUGGUUAUAGCCAGCACUUUAUAUGAGGAUGGGACACCCGAUGAUGGAGAGUACAAUCCACAGGAUGAUAGGCCGUCGAGGGCAGACCAGUUUGACUAUGUGAUGUAUGGCAAAGUUUACAAAAUUGAGGGUGAUGAAACCUCUACAGAAGCAGCGACACGACUCUCAGCCUAUGUGUCUUAUGGAGGACUCCUCAUGAGGUUGCAAGGAGAUGCCAACAAUCUGCAUGGGUUUGAAGUGGAUUCCAGAGUGUACCUUCUCAUGAAGAAACUUGCCUUCUAAACCGCACUAUGCCCCGUUGAGGUUCAGUUUUGUCUUUUGACAUCCUGAUGUCUCACUGGAACAAGGACCACACUCCAUAUGGAGAGCACGGAGUGGUGUUCAGCUUUACGGGAGAUUUGUUGGAAGACUUACAGGGCAUACCAUAUGUUUUUUUUUCAGUCUUGGUAAUUGUAGCUACUCCCGAAAAGAUGGACUUAGGACUGUGAAGCAAAUGAACCACAUUGUGUGCCACCUGCUGGUAAAUCAUGUAAAUAAAGAAAACUUUUUUAAUAAGAAUA